Zingiber officinale is the source of this 1157-nucleotide messenger RNA. Its product is annotated as cell division topological specificity factor homolog, chloroplastic-like. The transcript has 2 exons. The record is from RefSeq and is a predicted model, not a curated record. NCBI's taxonomy places the organism in Eukaryota, Viridiplantae, Streptophyta, Magnoliopsida, Zingiberales, Zingiberaceae. Gene Ontology annotation, biological process: regulation of division septum assembly; cell division; chloroplast fission. Bases 242 to 961 code for a protein of 239 amino acids.
UUUCCCCACGAGAGGGCUGGAUUGAGCAUAGUACGGCACAACUAUUUUCUUCCUGUUUUUCAGAAGGAAAAAAAUUUAAUCGAUCAAAAAGGGAGGAAAAAAAAGACGGUUAAUAGAAGAUCUAGUGUUUACUAGAGCACUGGGGGGAAGUCAUCGUUGAUCAGGCUCCCGCUGCGCCGGACAAAAUACGGCGCCUCCAUUCCCCACCGGCGACACCGAGCCGUUGCAUAACAAGGCAAGAAUGAUGCCCAUUUCUGGAGACGUCAGUAUGUUUUUUGGGGCCUUGCCUUCGCAUCCCAACCACAGGCCCGUCAUGCCUACCUUCCUUUGUUCCAAGGCACGGCUUGAUCAUUUCCGGAGUGGAGCUAGUGAUCUCAAGGUUGCACCCAAUUUGCUGCAGAUGAAACUGCCAGAUAUGAAUUCCACGAACUGGAGCCAUGUGUGCUUUGGGACGGGAGAAAACAAGCUUACACCAACAGUAAACCAAGAUGCUGAAGUAUUUCUUCUUAAUGUUGUUAACAUGAGCUUCUUUGACCGACUUAGUCUAACCUGGAGGAUGCUAUUUCCAACCAAAGUACGAAAUAAUUCCAAUGCAAAAACUGCAAAGCAGAGGCUUAAGAUGAUGCUAUUCUCUGAUAGGUGUGAUAUCAGCGAUGAGGCAAAGCAAAAGAUAAUUAACAAUAUUAUUGAGGCACUUUCCGAAUUUGUUGAGAUUGAUUCCCUGGAUAAGGUUCAACUCAAUGUUUCCACAGAUACAGAUCUUGGUACGCUCUAUUCAGUAACCAUUCCGGUCCGACGUGUGCGGCCAGAGUACCAAGAUUCUGAGGAGGAUUACAUUGGAAACAUAUCAAACAUCGAGUAUAAAGACACUGGCGAAAGAUCAGGCAAUAUAGAUGUAAAAUUUGAUUUCUUCCUGCCAAGUGACCAGUCGAAGAGGGUGAAGUGGGUAUCUGACAAAUAAGUUUGUUGGGCAAGCAAGAAUAAUAUCCUUUUUUUCUGCUGUCACUUGGAUCCUCAAAAUUCUGUAAAUAUUAGGAUUUAGAAUGUUGCUUGCAGGAUCUUGUUGAAAUUGUGUGCAGUUAGCAGAUACAAUUUGAAUGUCGGUUUGUUUAAACGUUGAGUUGCAUAGUGUUCUUGCUUUGGCAAAAGAACCUUAA